AUGCCGUCGUCGCCUGCCUCCGCUUCUUCUCUCUUCGCCAUUGUGCCCCUCGACCGCGGUGGUGCGACAAGCCGCCACGCCAUGGACGCCUGCUACCUCUGCGGGAAGCCGCUCUCCAGAGAUUUCGACGUCUUCAUCUACAGAGGGGACACGCCAUUCUGCAGCGAGGAGUGCAGGGCUGUGAAGAUCGAUACCGACGAGGUGCGUGAGAGGAUUAACACCAAGAUCCUGAAGGAACGUGCUGCGAGAAACGAGCAGCGCCACGGGGCGGCUGCCUCCGAGCACAACAUCACCCGCGCGGGAAAUGUGCCGGUUGCAAGCUAA
This is a messenger RNA of Triticum turgidum subsp. durum (durum wheat), 324 nucleotides long. NCBI's taxonomy places the organism in Eukaryota, Viridiplantae, Streptophyta, Magnoliopsida, Poales, Poaceae. The record is from the annotation of a GenBank genome assembly.